This is a messenger RNA of Plodia interpunctella (Indianmeal moth), 4120 nucleotides long. RefSeq lists its product as uncharacterized. The record is from RefSeq and is a predicted model, not a curated record. NCBI's taxonomy places the organism in Eukaryota, Metazoa, Arthropoda, Insecta, Lepidoptera, Pyralidae. The coding region runs from base 1 to 831 and encodes 276 amino acids. The transcript is spliced from 9 exons.
AUGCAGUGGGUGCCAUCCCACAUAGGAGUUCGAGUUUCAAUAUGCGCGCCGGAGUGCUGGCGCGCAGGCGUGGCUCGCUCGCCGUCGCACGAGUCCGUCACCACAGAUCUGUCUCUGUUCAGCGUGUCUUCAGCGGCUUCUGAUGCCAAGGCGCUACGGUUGCUUGCUAGUCGGGCGGGCCUAGGGCCGGAUCCUACGAGGGUCGCGAGUCCAAACCCAGACAGCAAAUCGCUCAAAAGGCCGUCGUCGUCGCUGCGGCUGCAGACGGACCACUGCCGCGAGGUGCUGGCGGGCUGCGCGGCGCUGUGCGCGCAGCUCGGGCUGCGGCGCUGCUUCAGCGACCACGACGUCGCGGCGCCCCGGCCCUCCACUCUUAGGAGCGCCACAUCGGAGGUGGGCCUGAGCGCGGCGCUGGAGGCGCUGGCGCUCAGCGCCGCCUCCCGCUCCUGCAGCAGCUGGAGAGCCGUGGGGGGGUCACAGUUGCCGUCGCCGCAGCGCGCGCAGCCGCCGCCGCACCGGCCUCUACCCACCGACAAUAAAAAGGUCCGUCAGAACUACAUCAAGCGGCGGCUGCUGACGACGUACCGCGCGCUGGAGCGACUGUCGCAGUCCGACUUCAACCUCGACCGGCUCGAGGCGGCUGCGACUGCGGCCAACGCCGGGCCCGCGUUGCUCACACCGCACACGAAGUUUGUCCAUCCAGAAGCAGCGCACUUAGCACUGACAGCAGCGGAUUUGGAACGCGAGAGAGGUCGCCCGCUCUCCAAGUACGAGAGGAACAUGAUGAUCUUCAACUGGCUCCACACCCUGGACGAGGCUGCGCCGUUUUAGAUGGACUCCUUAUUUCGUUUAGAAUGUGUUAAUUGCUAACACCAGUGCCGGAUUUUGUUCAAGUCGUCUAAAUGCAUCUGAUAUGAUUUAUCACCGCCAUCUAGUGGCAGGUAGGGAACUAGACUGUCAACCAGUGUGCAGGUUCCCUCGCGAUGUUUUUCCUUCACCGGAAGCAAAUGGUGGUCGAUGAAAACUACUAUACAUGGGUCAGAUUGGUAUACAAACACCUGUGGCGCGAAUAGGAUUCGAAGCUGAGACCUUUCGAUCACAGGCGGAAGGUCUUAACCACUUCAUCACCAAUGAACUUUGUCAUCAUAUACUUCUAGUCCACUGUUGGACAUAUACCUAUCAAGGACCGCGAAUAUUGUCGAUUUUACGUUUUACGCUUCAAUAAAAGUGGAUUGUGGGCACCAUGGAGAUCAUAAAGCACGUAUCGCGUCAUUGCGUCCACACGUAAUCCCUUUAUUUUACGAAAACGACACAGCAUGUUGAUAAAGUUAAAGUUACAAAAAUAUUAGGUAACAUUAAAAUUUGGUCAAAAAUCCCAUCAUCAUUCUACUAAUAUAAAUAAAUAAAGUUGGUGAAUAUGUUUGUUAUUUCUUCACGUAACGACAAUGGCAAUUUUCUGAUAAAGUAACUUGUAGAUAAAUCUGCUUGUCUGAACGUAUUGCGUGUAUGCGUGUUCUUAGGUAGGACUUCAGGGCCCACAUAUGUGUGUGUCGUCACAUAUAUGUCUAAUAAGUAUUUCUCUUGUAUGAGCGUAACGCAAGAUACAAGUUUGUUUGCUAGAUAUUCGUUUCGCUACAACUUUUGGACGGCUGAACGGAUUUUGGUCAAACAUAUCUAAGAACCACAGCAUAAAAAUUUGCUAUCAAAUAGAAAAAAAACUCAUCCAAAUCGGUUCACUCGUUGAUGAGCUACGGUGCCACGUACACAGACAGACACACUUAGCGGUCAAACUUAUAACACCACUCUUUAUGCGUCGCGGGUUAAAAACGAUAGAUUUUAUCAUAAUGAAGUCUUAUUUUCUGUGUAAUAUUACCCGUAAAUAUUAUAUACCCUGUAGUUUUAAUUUAAAAAAUAUCUAUAAAUGUAAAUAAUUAAAAAGUGUUAUUAUACUAAUUUUAAUAAAAUUCAUUAAUUUGUUUGGAUGCGUUAAUCUCUCGAACUACGGGGUUCGAUUGUAAAUUGUUUUCAGUUUUUAUGAUCUCUUGUAUGUAUAUAUUUAAUAAAUAAUAUAUUUUUUGUCGAUGUUUUCUCAAAUCUGCACACUAGCGCCAACACAAUGUUUAUCAAUUUCAUUUAUAAGUGAAAAUGUAAAAAAGUGUGUGGGAUUGUGAAUCGUUAGCAAUUUCGAAUCUCAAUUUUAGUAUUAGUACCCAUAUGAAUUUCACGUGUCCACACAAUAUUAUAUUUUAGUGUAAGUGUUGCAUUUAUUAAUAUUAUGUAUGUAAUAUAUACAGUGUUACACUCUGUCGAGAAAGUGAUUGAUGGAAGUAAAAUUGAGGUCGCAGUCUGGCAACACUGCGUGUUUAUCAACCAAUCUUGACCAUUCUAUUUGGUGUUGCAAUGGUGAAAAAAUUUAGUUUGUAAUCAGUUUUCAUCACUUCUCGACGGACUGUAGGUUGAACACCGUUGUUAGUAUCAUUUAUUAAUAAAAAUUUAGUUCUUCGAUUAGGCAUGCAAUAGUUUUACUUUGUGUUGUCCGUCUCUCUCUCUCUUUUCAAUAUUUGACAUUGGAAGAACGAGACAAUACAAAUAAUAACUAUUCCGAGACUAAUCAGGGGAUAACGUUUUUAUUAAUAAGGGGGUUAAACGCUGUCUGUUUGUCUGUCACCACCGGUAUUUCAUUAACCGUGACCGUUGAAAUUUACACAGAUGAUUUAUUUCCGUUGCCAAUAAACAAAUGCUAAACAUCUUUAAGAAUAAAAAAAAAAAUAAUCAUUCAAUUAUACUGUCUUGUCUAUUGGUGAAAGAAAAUCACAAAAUUCCGUCCGAUAGUUUUUGAAUUUAUUGCAUUCAGACAGGGGGACCCUUUGUAAUAUUUUUAUCGUCUUAGGACUCGUGAUACUGAACUUUGAUUGAUUUAAAGAAAAAACGGUGUUCAUCCCAACGAUGUGUAUAUUUGUUGUUUUAAUUUAAGUUCUAUUGUAAAAAUUGUAAGGAAAAUCUUCAGAGGAAAUCUAGAAAUGAGAAUCAUUACACAAAUAUCGAGUAAAAGAUUUAUCUUCUGAUGCCAGUGUGUUAACAGCAAACAGCAAAUACAAUAUGUUGCAUUUUACAAGUUUUUUAUAAAUACAUUAUGAAUUUGAAGCGAUUUCGAAAGACCGCUCAAGGUUCAUAAUUUUAAUUUCGAAUAAAAUUAUUAAAUUGUUUUUGUUAUUUCAAAUAUGUUUUAUCUCUGUAAUAGACUUACCAUUAUGUUCAUAAAUAAGUUAAAUCAAAGAUUUUUGUCACUAUCGAACUUUACAACAGUUGACAUUGACAGAACUAGACAAAACAUACUUUAGCAUAAAAAAGUCGUCUUGGCGAAAAAUGUCCUUUUCUCACGAUGUCCUUUCUUAGAAUGUCCUUAUCCCAUAAUAUCCUUUUCUCAAAAUGUUCUUUUAAUAAAAAACUGUUUUAAUCAGUUGCUUAUCUAAAUUAUCAUCAAAAACACACAAGGACAUUUUGAGAAAAGGACAUUAUGAGAAAAGGACAUUAUGAGAAAAGGACAUUAUGUGAAAAGGACAUUCUGAGAAAAGGACAUUAUGAGAAAAGGACAUUAUGUGAAAAGGACAUUAUGAGAAAAGGACAUAAUGUGAAAAGGACAUUAUGAGAAAAGGACAUUAUGAGAAAAGGACAUUAUGAGAAAAGGACAUUAUGUGAAAAGGACAUUCUGAGAAAGGACAUCGUGAGAAAAGGACAUUUUGCGCCAAGACGAGCAUAAAGUAUGCUUUAUUAAUUUUAUAAAUAACAGGGUUAGUAUGUACUAAAUAUUCUAAAUUUAAGACAAGUACAAAUAACCAAUACCACUUUUAAAUAAACGCACGGUCUCUAGAAAAUUAUCUAUGUGCACUUUGUCUAUUACGCCAAACAACAUCGACACGCCGUAGAUAGGCAAAGAAAACUGUAGACAAACGCGUAGCCAGAUGAGAUAUAUAGGGAAUAAUUCUUUGAAAUAUAAUUUAUCCUCGCCCAUUGUUCCUAAAAAUGUUUGUGUAUUUUUUAGUUCUUCCUUGGCUGUUAUUGAAAAUAUCUCAAUGUAUAAGUAUUUAUGUUGUAAUUUAAAUAAAAAGAUUUAAGAAAA